This is a messenger RNA of Phlebotomus papatasi, 829 nucleotides long. RefSeq names its product cytochrome c-2. Gene Ontology annotation, cellular component: mitochondrial intermembrane space. The record is from RefSeq and is a predicted model, not a curated record. The coding region runs from base 153 to 479 and encodes 108 amino acids. Lineage: Eukaryota; Metazoa; Arthropoda; Insecta; Diptera; Psychodidae. Gene Ontology annotation, biological process: mitochondrial electron transport, cytochrome c to oxygen; mitochondrial electron transport, ubiquinol to cytochrome c. Gene Ontology annotation, molecular function: electron transfer activity; heme binding. The transcript has 3 exons.
AAUUUGGUAAUUGGCCACAUCAGCGCCAUUGGCGGUAGUUCACAGAAUUAUUCUGUCACUGUGGUUCUCGUUGGUGCGUUCCCCAGAUUUUCUCGGGAAGAAAAAUAUUUAUUGCUGUGUAGUAAAUUAAGCGUAAUUUGAAGAAGAAGACAAUGGGUGUUCCAGCUGGAGACGUUGAGAAGGGAAAGAAAAUCUUCGUGCAGAGAUGUGCUCAAUGCCAUACCGUUGAAGCCGGCGGCAAACACAAGACCGGACCCAAUCUCCACGGCCUGGUGGGCAGGAAGACGGGCCAGGCGGCCGGAUUCGCCUACACGGACGCCAACAAGGCCAAAGGUAUCACAUGGAAUGAGGAUACGCUGUUUGAAUACCUCGAGAAUCCAAAGAAAUACAUCCCGGGAACAAAAAUGGUGUUUGCCGGACUGAAGAAGCCGCAGGAGCGAGCAGAUCUCAUCGCUUACCUCAAGGAUGCCACCAAGUAGAGAAGGACAAGGGGAGAGAUUGGUGGAUUCAUGGGGAGUCUUGUUGACGCUGCAAAUCCCACAGUAUAUUAUCAUGAAUCAAUAAUAGGAAAAUUUAUCGAAAGAAUUGAAUGCUAAGUUAUUUAAAGAAAAAAAAAAGAAAGAAACUGGAGGAGAGACAAUUAAAUCAAUUGACGAUAGAAACUCUGUGUUCACUAAUUUUUCUUCUGCUUCGGACGGAAAUUGUAAAAAAAAAUCAGUUGUGAUUGUUUUUCAUCGGUCAAAUAACUAUUUUUCUUGGAUUGUGAAAGGAAUUUGGACGCGAAGAUUUUCGCGAGAGAAAAGAGUCAAUAAAGUUGAGUGAAAAUAAA